AAAGCACCUGAAAGCAAUCUUUUUGUAAACCACUCCCACCGGGUCAUUGCAAGCUGAUCUUCUGUGUCAACAGCAGUCAAUACAGACGCCAUCGUUCCUGUUGUGCUACAGCAAGAAAGACUCAAAAUCAAAGGGUUCAAGGCAAUCCAUGAUGGAUUCCAGGUCUCGCAGGCUUCCCUUUUGUCUGUCAGGCUCAAGGUCGUCCUACACAUCCAGUCCAACAGUCUCCUCCUCAUCACUGGGCUCGAGUAGGUUGUACAGUCGGGAGACACUGCAGUAUAAUGACCGCUUCCCAAGGGCAUCAUCAGCUUACAAAGCGGACCUGGACCAACAGAAUUCUCGUCUCCUGAGCUCAUCCAGAGACUGCAGCAGCUCUGACAGUCGUUCCACCAGCUGGAAGUUGCCCACUUCUCUGACCUCCUCCAGCAGAUCCUAUGAUCGCCCAUGGGCUGAAUCCUCUCUGAGCAGCAGGAGCAAAGUGACUGAUUCUGAAGGCAGGUUGGGGAUGCGCUCAAGUCUGUUGAACGCUAGUGAUGAUGGUGAUUCCAAAAGGGCCAAACUGUCAUACAGCAACAGAGGACUGUACUCAAGACCGGCCAGCACCUCAGUUACAGGAUCCACCUAUUCCAGUAAUGUUCUUAGCAGUGGCAGAGGUAUAGAUGAAAAACAAAAUGACACGUUUGAUUCAUCAUGGAGCUCAUGCCGUUUACUCUCACGGCCAUCAUCUUCCACCUCAAAGCCAUUGUUGUCCAGGAGAGAGCAGGAGACAAAGAACGAGCCCAGUCUCUCAAGUCUGGGAGAGAGAAGACUUAGGAGUCCUGCAGUGGCUUCCUCAUUGUAUCAGACAGACAGGGUGACUUCCACAUAUGCGCAGGGAGCUCGGCCCAAAGAGACUGCCUACACCUCCUCUUCUUCCUCCUCCGUUGCUAGAGAGAGCUCCCUAAAUCGCCACCUCUCAUCUUCCACCUCCCACCGGUCUUUUCCUCUGGUGCGCGAUUUGAGCAGCAGAACCACAGCCCGCAUCUUAAACGGCUCAUCCACCCUCCACUCAUCUCAGGAACAAAGAAGAACCUCUGAAUCCUCCUCAGAUAUCUCCUCCUCUUACUCGUCCCACACCCCCUGGUACACCAGUCCCCUGGCCAGAGCAGAGGCCACUCUCCCCUCACGGCCGGCCCCGGAAGGUGGAGACCCAGAAGGCCGUCGCUCCACACGACGCCUUUUGUCCCGUCUGUUUUCACGGCGCUCCAGCCAAGACUCUUCUAGUGGAUCUUCCAGCGUUCGCUCCCUUGACGAUGAUAGUCCAUCAACUGGUGGAGAGUCUGUGGACAGUGACGAGGGAGCCAGGAUGUCUAGCGUGGACCCUGACGCUGGGGGGUCAGAGACGACCUUGGGUAUCCACAGGAAUCGUAGAACAGACCUCACCCCUAUCCAGGAAAACAACGGUGACAGCUAUCGAAGUGGUCUGGCUCGGUCCAGAAUGGCUUCGUGGAGAGACCCUGGUGUUAGCAGUAGUAAUAACACCAGCAGUGGAGGAGGAAGCAGCUCCUCCUGGCUUUCCUCCUCCCUCCGUGGCCGCUGCCCUCCCCUACUCGCUCGCCUCAGAAGACAUGCCAGGGACGCGAGUGGACAGUCAGCUACAGGCUUAGAAGACGGCUACAGCCGUCCACAGCAUUUACUGAGGAGGUGGGACAACCUUGAGCAUAAAGCAUCACAGGAAGAAGAUGAUGAUGAUAAUGAUGAUGAUGAGGAGGAGGAGGAAGAGGAGGAGGAGAAUGAAGAGGAGGAGGGAGCAGUUGGUUUAGAGGCCUUUGGAGCAGGUCAUCCCUGCAGACUGGAGGAUGAAACAUUACCUGACCUUGAAGAUGCCUCAGUUGAGUUUUCGCCACGCCGCAGAGCCGCAGUAUAUGAAAACAUUUCACUUUCUUUGGGUCCAUUUAGUGGUGUUGAGAGCCAGCUGGACGGCCAGAAAGAUAAGCCCAUUUCCAGUAGGGAUCAAGAGAAGCUGCGCAAGAUCAAGGAGAGACUGCUUCUGGAGGAUUCAGAUGAGGAAGAAGGUGACCUGUGCCGUAUCUGUCAGAUGGGGGAGGACUCGUCUUCCAACCCCUUGAUUCAGCCUUGCCGCUGCACAGGCAGUCUGCAGUACGUCCACCAGGAAUGCAUCAAGCGGUGGCUUCGCUCCAAAAUUGGCUCAGGCACAAACCUUGAGGCCAUCACAACAUGUGAACUCUGCAAGGAGAAGCUGCGCUUAAACAUAGACAACUUUGACAUUCAGGAGUUAUACAGGACACAUGUGCAAUCAGAAUAUGAUGAGUUCAUCAGCAGCGGCCUCUACCUGGUGGUGCUGCUGCAUUUCUGCGAGCAGAGGUUCUCUGAUGUCCUGGGAGCUGUCGAUGCUGCCGGGUUAUUCAACCUGGUGAGAAUCCUUCAUGAACACAUGGACAAUCUUGAAAUUCCACAUGGGGAAACUGACGAGGAGGUGCGAGACAACAGACCGUCCAUUGAAUUUUCUGACCUGGACGACGAUCUUGAGGAGGAGUACUAAUUGUGUGAAGGUGGUGGUAUGAGGGUUAAAAAAAAAAAUAAAAUAAAAAAAAAAGUGGGUCAGAUUAUCUGAAGAUUUAGGGCUACUUCAUACCAUAUGGUAGCUCACCCAGUUUUCACACAUGCUUUGACACCUUCAUGUUCAUCUGAAAUGCAAGUGAGAAAUGCCAAGUGCAGAGAAUAUGUCUUGCCUUUGUUGCAGGUGGCUUUUGCAAAUAUGCAAACCUGAAAUGAACCAGUGCGUAAAACAUUCUGUCUGACACCACUGUAUUUCUGUUUCUGAGAGUGCACUUUAUUCAGUUAUAAUUAAAUAAAAAUGCAAGUCUUUUUAACUGUUAUACCACAAGUGCUUUAAUGUUGAAUGCAGAAAUAGAAUGAAAGGAAAAUAGUGAUGAGUGUCGAUUUGAACUUGAUGUGAUGGAAAGAGGAGAAAACAGAAAAGGGGGGCAAUGAUUUACUUUUGUUUUUUCCUCUGAUUUUUCCCACUGAGUAGACAUUAAGAAAAACAGAGGGGGCGAACUCACCCAUCAACAAAUUUUCUCCAUUUUUGUUUCAGUGUUUGAAAUGCUUUAUGUAUGUUCAAAUUUAGUUUCAUGCUUUUUAUUUUGGGAAUAAAGAUUGAAUGCAGACUA
This is a messenger RNA of Toxotes jaculatrix (banded archerfish), 3173 nucleotides long. It is a transcript of the gene marchf7, whose product is annotated as membrane-associated ring finger (C3HC4) 7. NCBI's taxonomy places the organism in Eukaryota, Metazoa, Chordata, Actinopteri, Toxotidae. The transcript is spliced from 11 exons. The record is from RefSeq and is a predicted model, not a curated record. Bases 149 to 2542 code for a protein of 797 amino acids. Gene Ontology annotation, molecular function: zinc ion binding.